UAUCUCAUGACAAUAGUGAUUCAACAUAGUUAUAAAAAUAUUGUUUAAUACUCAGCGUGUAUUUGUACCGAGACUACAUUGUCACCGCAAUGACAGAUUUUAAAAACAUUCCUUGUUUAUAAUAUACUUUGAAUCAAUACUUUCCCACUAGUCGUAACACGGCCAUAGCAACUUACAGAACGUAGCAAUGAAAGUUAUAAUUCUCGUCUACAUCGCGCUAUUCUGCCUCCUUAAGUGCCGAGCACGACUGCUAGCAAGGACCACGGAAAGAGCCAUUGUAGCUAAAAAUGACGAUUUCAAAACUGUCUCUAUAACCAAACACUGUCUCCACGACCACGAAAAACUUCAUCGGAAAAGCCGCUCCUACAUCGAUUACACCGUAGAUCAAACGAACAACGUUAAACGAUCCGUAGAGAAAGGAAAAAUACCAUUAGUAAAAAAACCAAUACCAAUGUACGUCGAAAUUAACUACGAAGAUGAUUAUCAAACAAGACAAGUGCGUUGGCCAGAAAAAUACAGAGAUUCGAGUGAGAACGAAGAUGAAGACUUUAAUGUGGACGAUUACGAAUUCGACGUUAAUCAUGACGAAUUCGCAUCGCGACGAAAACCUCUUGUACCGAGAAUGAAACCGGAUAAAAACUAUGGUGAAGUUAAAACGGCAACAAUGUCUGAAACUAAAUCUACACCGGCUGAAAUAAAAGGUAACGAAAGGACACCAACACCGUCCACUAAGAACAAACGUGAAGACAAAGUGAGUGAUAAAGCUACGAAUAAAUCUAAACUAGAGGAUUACUAUGAUGAAUUGACAUCGAAAAUUCCAGGAAAAUUGAUGAAACUUGUUUAUUCUCAGGAAGAUUUAGGCGAUGACACGGAUGCGAGCGGCGAACGGGAGCGAAGAGGUUCUAUUAGAACAAUCAGAUCCCCCUGGGAUAUAGGCAUUUACAUGGAUAAAUUAGGAGAAAAGACUUCGCUAAUAGUAGACAAAGUUCUCAGUAUCCUGCCGAUGUUCCCACAACUUCCAACACGGAAAAAUGAUAGAUUGAAAAAAUAAUGCACCAGUGAAUA
Molecule: messenger RNA, 1065 nt
Organism: Papilio machaon (common yellow swallowtail)
Lineage: Eukaryota; Metazoa; Arthropoda; Insecta; Lepidoptera; Papilionidae
Exons: 1
Coding region: 188-1051 (287 amino acids)
Source: RefSeq, a predicted model, not a curated record